This is a messenger RNA of Mus caroli (Ryukyu mouse), 1835 nucleotides long. It is a transcript of the gene Reep3, whose product is annotated as receptor accessory protein 3. Gene Ontology annotation, biological process: endoplasmic reticulum tubular network organization. Gene Ontology annotation, molecular function: microtubule binding. Gene Ontology annotation, cellular component: endoplasmic reticulum membrane; cytoplasmic microtubule; endoplasmic reticulum tubular network. The record is from RefSeq and is a predicted model, not a curated record. Lineage: Eukaryota; Metazoa; Chordata; Mammalia; Rodentia; Muridae.
UCCGGGCGGCUCCGGGCACCGCGCGCACACACCGGGCCGGCUCCCGAGGGCGCCAGCGCGGCCCCGGGGAGCGCGAGCGGGAAGCGCGCGGCCUGCGGUCAGCGGCCCAGCGGCCGAAAAGAUGGUGUCCUGGAUGAUCUCCCGAGCCGUGGUGCUGGUGUUUGGAAUGCUCUAUCCGGCGUACUAUUCCUACAAAGCCGUGAAGACGAAAAAUGUCAAGGAAUACGUUCGCUGGAUGAUGUAUUGGAUCGUCUUUGCCCUCUACACUGUCAUUGAAACGGUGGCCGAUCUGACACUUGCAUGGUUUCCCCUGUACUAUGAGCUGAAGAUUGCCUUCGUCAUCUGGCUGCUGUCGCCCUACACUAGAGGGGCGAGUUUAAUCUAUAGAAAGUUCCUUCAUCCCCUGCUGUCAUCAAAGGAAAGGGAAAUUGAUGAUUAUAUCGUCCAAGCCAAAGAAAGAGGCUAUGAGACAAUGGUGAAUUUUGGACGGCAAGGUUUGAAUUUAGCUGCUGCAGCCGCAGUCACAGCAGCAGUGAAGAGCCAAGGAGCAAUAACGGAGCGUCUGCGAAGUUUCAGCAUGCAUGACCUGACAGCUAUCCAAGGGGAUGAGCCCGUGGGACACAGACCCUACCAGACUUUGCCAGAAGCAAAGAGGAAAGGCAAACAAGCCACCGAGUCACCAGCCUAUGGAAUUCCACUGAAAGAUGGAAGUGAGCAAACAGACGAAGAAGCGGAAGGGCCAUUCUCCGAUGACGAGAUGGUGACUCACAAGGCACUGAGGCGAUCCCAGAGCAUGAAAUCUGUCAAGACCAUCAAAGGCCGCAAAGAGGUGCGGUAUGGCUCACUAAAAUAUAAAGUGAAGAAGAGACCACAGGUGUAUUUUUAGUGUCUACACCUCACCCUUCCCAGGACGAAUAAACCGCUAACAAAUCAACUUCAUUUUCUAACCUGAUGUAUUCAGGACUUAACACUUUAAAUCUUCAGAUUGUGGCAGGGAUGGGAUUUACACAAUGACUUUAAGUGGUCUGUGUUUCUUUAACAAUUACUUUUAGAUGUUUAACUGCUAAACUUAGUUAUGUAAGGUUUGUAAAUGUACGUGUAGAUAACAAAAGUGACCGAGAAUCACGUUCCUGAUGUCAGCAGCAACACUGAGCGCCGAGGGUCUAAGGAUAAAGCCUAGACCCAGGGCAGACUUCAAAAGUCUCUGCUCCAGGACACACCUGCCUGCCCUUCUGGUGUUGCAUUCUGUUUGAGUCAUCUUGCCGCACGCAUCUAUCACAGGAGAGUGGUGACAGCCCCUGAGGAGCCAGCGUCAUUACCAUAGGAGGGGGCUGUGUCCUUUCCUUAAGCCUUAGAUGCUGAAAGUUUGUAAAACAAAUUAUUUGAAAACCAGGUGUCCACAUAGCACUUUCCUGGCUAGUUUUGCACACUUGAAAAUUGUUUACUUAUUUUACAGCUGUACAUUUACAUUUUCCUGAUGCUGUCUGUUUUGUUGUCUGUCAUAUUCCGACAUGUCAAGAUCAUGCCUUGAAACCACAUCAUCUCCUUUUCCUAUGGGUUUGUUUCGUUUGGUAAAUUCAUUCAGCCCAUAUAGACACAUAACUGUUAAGUUUGUAUUCUUUUGUUUUGUUUUAUUGAAGUAGGGUCUCUUCCCUGAUCCUCGUCCUGCUUCCACUUCACCAUUGCUGGGAUAACAGGCGUUAUCACACUUGGCUCAUUUUAAAUGCCCUUCAGUUAUAUUCCAGACAUCUGAGAAAUUAUCUUAAACAUUAACCAGUUUCCAUCGUUGAAUUUGAUGUGGUUUUUCUCAACAGCAAAUUACAUUAUUCUAGGUU